This is a messenger RNA of Mobula hypostoma (lesser devil ray), 3077 nucleotides long. RefSeq names its product interferon-induced GTP-binding protein Mx1-like. Lineage: Eukaryota; Metazoa; Chordata; Chondrichthyes; Myliobatiformes; Myliobatidae. The record is from RefSeq and is a predicted model, not a curated record. Gene Ontology annotation, biological process: defense response to virus. Gene Ontology annotation, molecular function: GTP binding; GTPase activity; microtubule binding. Bases 521 to 2662 code for a protein of 713 amino acids. The transcript has 16 exons. Gene Ontology annotation, cellular component: microtubule; nucleus; cytoplasm.
AAGAAAGCAACAAACUGCGGCAAGAAUUCGGGAUCCGUGGACGCGAAGGGAUGGUCGACGCUUCAGCUGGGCUGCUCCUUUAGUUCUGAUUCUCCGGCGUCCAGAGUUUCGGUUUCGAUUCAUCAGCAACAGAAUCUAGAAAUCAUUACUUUCGUGUUCCUGCGAAUUACAAUUUGGUGCUGUGGCGUGGCGGGGAAUUCAUUGGAUCAUUCUUGUACCCGGUGCCUGCACGCCUGAGUAUUUAAAGACUCAUCCGCGCAGGGCGGGUUUUUCAGUGAGAUGUGCGAUUCCACGUCGGUGUGAUACAGUUUUCUUGCAGAUCUCGGACGCGUGAUUUCUGUCGACCUGUGUCGCAUACGCCCUUAAACCAAAUCGAGUGCGUGAGUAGCGCACUGACGCUCAAAUAUUCUCAACAGUUUUAGUUCCGAUCGGAAAAUGGUUCUUUAGGCGCAAAAUCUGAAGUCGCCCUCUUGUGCCGAAGAUUGAACCAUCGCUCUUUGGUAUCAGAUUUAACUGCAAUAUGUCCAUGAAUUCCAAAUGCAAGAAUUCAAACCAUCACAAAUCUCGAAAAUCACAUUCAUCAAGAAGAAGCACAACAGAGCUCAAGGAAAGGAUGGAUGUUGCAUUCAUGACACCGACAGGGAAUUGUUCUACUGAACGUUUAUCACUAGAUGAAUCAGACAAUGAUCUGAGUGAAGUUCCAGUCCAAAAUGGAGACAUUAAAAUCUCCAUAAAGAAUGGCCUACAGAAAGAUGUCUGGCAGAAGGCACUCGAUGCAGCAGAGGCACAGCAGGAACCGAAAGAUGAGAGAAGUGAUUCAGUUAAGGCAAUGGAUACUCCAUUGUCCAGUCAUUAUGAACAAGAGGUACGACCAUGCAUUGAUCUCAUUGACUCGCUGAGAGGAUUUGGUGUGGAUAAAGAUCUGGGGCUUCCAGCCAUCGCAGUCAUUGGUGAUCAGAGCUCUGGGAAGAGCUCAGUCUUGGAGGCCCUUUCUGGAGUGUCACUUCCCAGAGGGAGUGGAAUUGUAACCAGAUGCCCACUGGAACUGAAGCUAAAAAGAGUUAAAAACAAAAAUGCUUGGAAGGGGAAAAUCAGCUACAGGGAUUAUUCAAAGGAUCUCAGCAGUGCAUCUGAGGUGGAAGAAGAAAUUGUCAAAGCCCAGAACAGUAUUGCCGGGCAAGGAGUGGGAAUCAGCAAUGAAUUGAUCAGUCUGGAAAUUGAAUCCACCAUUGUCCCUGACCUGACCUUGAUAGACUUGCCAGGAAUUGCCCGAGUAGCAGUUGGUGACCAACCAGUUGAUAUUGGAGAGCAGAUUAAGAGACUUAUUAAAACAUUUAUUCAGAAACAAGAGACAAUUAAUCUUGUAGUCGUGCCAUGUAAUGUCGACAUAGCAACCACAGAAGCAUUGAAAAUGGCUCAGGAAGUGGAUCCCACUGGGGACAGAACUCUAGGCAUUUUAACUAAACCUGACCUGGUUGACAAAGGAACGGAGAUGAAUGUGGUGGACAUUAUGGAGAACUUGGUGGUGGAACUGAGUAAAGGUUACAUGAUUGUUAAGUGUCGAGCCCAGAAAGAUAUCAAUGACCAAAUAGCACUCAGUGAUGCUAUCAUGAAGGAAAAAGCUUUUUUUGAAGACCAUGAACAAUUCAGGCCACUUCUAGAAGGAGGAAAGGCUGGUAUUCCAAAUUUGGCUGUUCGGCUGACAAAGGAACUUGUUAACCACAUUAAAAAAUCGCUGCCUCAGUUGAGAAUGGAGGUGGAGAAGGAACUGAGCAAAUCGUUGAAAUCUAUAAAGGGGUACAACACUGCGGUCCCGUCUGCUUACAGUGAGAAAAUGACAUUCAUAAUUGAGAUGAUCAACAAUUUCAGUAGCCAUAUAAAGAAUUUGGCUUCAGGGGAGGAGCCACACGACAGGUCGAAAGGGGAGAGAUACAUCACCAAAGUGCGGAAGGAGUUUGCAGAAUGGAAUUCAUUCCUGCAAGCGAGAGUAUCAGACUUUGAAAUGUACGUCCGUGAGGAAGUUCUCCAGUAUGAAGAUCUUUACCGGGGAAGAGAGCUGCCUGGAUUUGUCAACUACAAAACCUUUGAAUCUCUUAUAAAGAAAGAGAUUGCUGAACUGGAAGAUCCAGCGAUUAAGAAAAUGAGAGAAGUUACAAAGAUCACAAGGGAAGCAUUUCUGGAUAUCGCUGAGCAACAUUUCAGUACUUUUUUCAACCUUUACAAGGCUGCCAAGGUCAAUAUCGCAGAUCUCAGCUGUGAGCAAGAACAGGAAGCAGAGAAGCUGCUGCAAGCCCAGUUUAAGAUCGAAAGUACGGUGUACUCUCAGGAUAGUCUCUAUAGUGGCAGCCUGAGCAAACAGAAGGAAGGUCAAGGAAAAAACUUUGGAAAUGCCAGCAUCCAGGAAAUGUCUUAUCAUUUACGAGCAUAUUACAAGAUUGCCUCUAAUCGACUGUCUGACCAGAUUCCCAUGGUCAUACGUUGCUACAUUUUAAGUGAAUUGUCUGAAAAACUACGGAUCCAGAUGCUACAGCUCAUCCAAGAGAAGGAUCGCAUCAAUGAAUAUCUGAUGGAAGAUCAAGAUGUACAGAGAAAGAGAGACGAGCUUAAAUGCAGAAUAGAGCGAUUGAGAAAAGCCCAGAAGAUAUUGCUUGAAUUUGGUUAAAUGCUAUGAAAAUGCAUAUAUACUGUUGCUCUUACUACUUUUUUCUAUUUGGUUUUGGUAUCAAAAGUCACGCUACAUUACAGGUGGUCUUUAACCCUGCAAAUGUUAGCAGCCUAUUCAUAUAAAUUAGAGAAAUAUAAGGGAUACCCUCACCCAAUUUCUAUAUGUCUUUGGACAAUUUCCUUUUCCCUAUACUGACUGAAAUUAGGUAACUCAAAAAGAAAUGGAUUGAAUUCCAUCAUAAGUAUACUGACCAGCACAAUAUAUAAACUGGUUUAAGCUGACAAGAAAUUUGUAGUUAUUUUUAAUGUACCUGAUGUAAUAUCACAAAGUAUUCCAAGUACUUGUAUUCUGUGUAAUAUUUCAGAUGUUACAUUGAAAUAAAGGCAAUUUAAAAGCAGAUAAUUAUUGGCUA